AUGGAAUAUAAUGACCCAUCGCGACGCCAGUAUGCGCAGAACACAUACGCAGCGCAGCAGCAGACACAGUCCCAGGGAGCACCCUCCCAGCCCUCGGGUCAAUACUCAACUCCUGGUACCGUUGAGCGCUUUCGACAGUCAUCCUACGUCCAUCAAUCGCCCCCCACUGUGCCUUCAACUGGGAGGUCCUCCGGCGAUGCGCAAGUCUAUGGUUUCGCGCAAGGCACCCCGCAGUACGGAGCAACUGGAAGCGCGUCCGCGCAAUCCAUGCAGUACGCGGCCGAGAUGCAGCAGAGUCCAGACGUGCCGCGACCACAGGAGAGCUCACAAUACUCACAAUACGGCGGCGCGAGCGCGCUGUACAGCCUGGGCCAGCAAUCUCAGCAGACGACGCAAACGCCAUACGAUCAGGUCUCGCGCUACYCCCAGCGACCAGGUACUGCGAGUGAGACAUUGGCGUCCCAAUUCGGGGUUCCACAGUCGCAAUACUACCUUGCAGGCCAGUCAAUGCCGACAGGUGCGACUGCGCCCGAAUUGGCGGCGCCGCACUUGCCGUCGCAAUAUCAGCAGUCUGCAUACGCACCAACAUCCUCGCAGACAUACGGCAGUACCAUGGUAGACCCCAGCCAGCAAUCCUAUGCGAGCUACUCGCAAUUCGCGUCAGCAUCGAAUCAGUCUGCAGAUCAAGCAUUCAGCACCUAUCAGGCUCAGAUGCGCUCCAUCUUUUCUCAAGUCCGAGGAGGAGCGCUGCGCGAAGUCGGCAGUCUCUUGAUGGAAGCUUCGCACUACCUGAUUGGAAACGCAGAAGCGCUGGUGCAAGGCCUUACUCGAGACGAUGACAACCUCCACGACGAUCGGAUCCGGCUCUGGGACGAGUUCAACCGAGCCUGGUUGGUAACCCUGCAGACUCAGUUCGACAUGGCCCAGGAGUGGCUUCGUACUGCCCAACCAGUUCGCGAGCCGCGAUCGAUCAUGAGCGCGCAGAUCUUGGAGCAUCUCUCGAGGGAACUUGUUCGACUCUGUGACAGUGUCGAGAAGCAUGGGCUGGUCGACUACCAGAUGGGCGUCGCCGAAGAGGAGAUCAUGGACCUGCUCCUACGCUGCCUUGCUCAACYGGAUCCGGAAAACGCCACGACGGGAGAGGACUCGGCCGCAUCUGCUACGACACGAGGUCGGUGA
This is a messenger RNA of Ramularia collo-cygni, 1179 nucleotides long. RefSeq lists its product as uncharacterized. NCBI's taxonomy places the organism in Eukaryota, Fungi, Ascomycota, Dothideomycetes, Mycosphaerellales, Mycosphaerellaceae. The record is from RefSeq and is a predicted model, not a curated record. The coding region runs from base 1 to 1179 and encodes 392 amino acids. The transcript has 3 exons.